UGUGGUUGCUGUGAGAUACGAUCGUUAAAAAGUGUUAAAUGAAAAAGUGAAAACGAUUCUAUUUGGAUAACACGUAGCCAUCGUAUAUAACCUAACAUUUGUUGAGACUCCCGUGAAGAUCGGAGCUGGUGACAUACGCUUUGUCGCUUUGCUCAACGGUUCAAAUUCAAAUUUGUAGUGCCGCAUCAUUACUUCAUUCAUUUCUUCAUUUGUACAUUUUCGUUUUCCACAUUCGCCUUUGUGGCAGCAACUUUGCUGAAUGCUAUUCGUUUUCAAACGACUAAUCGCUGAAAUAUCCAAUUAGACUAAUACGAACUAAGUAAUAAAACAAAGAAAUGACAACGUUAAAAGAACUUAGAAGCAAGUGCAGAAAUGCAGUAAGAUUGGAUGAUCAUGUGAAUAAAGAAAAUGAAAGUGAUAGUGUUUAUAACGAAACAAUGACACAGCGUUUGUCAGCUCUCGAAAAAACGAUUGAGAGACUCGUGAGUGUGCAUGAGCUACUAAAUAAUAUGCAAAAUACUCCGUGUGCGUCGAAUUUCCAACCAACGUUUAUGUCAUCACCCCAACGAACAAUGUAUACAAGCGCGACAAAUGUCCAAUAUACAACAACGCCGGCUAUGCGAGUGAAUUUCAUGCCACAACAUAUUCCAAUUAUAUCCGAUGUACGUUAACCAAUUGGAAAUAACGUCCCAAUUAGUAAUUCCUCUCAUUAUAGCAUGAGAGACAUUGUCGAGUUGUUGCCAGAAUAUAAUCCAACAAGCGAAACGUCACUAAACUCAGUUCAAUUUAUAAAACGUAUAGAAAUAUUAAAGAACUUAUAUAACUGGCCAGAACAAAUUUUGAUUUGUGCGGUGCAACAAAAACUUCGAGGAUGUGCAAAAUUGUGGAUUGAUUCACAACAGUGUGUUUUUGUAAAUUGGCCACAGUUUGUAAACAAUUCUUUAACUGAUUUUCCGUGUAUGUUAAAUGAAGCUGAUACGCAUAUCAAGCUAUCGCGAACGAAACGAUUUCAACAGAAUCACCGGUCGAAUAUUUUUAUAGAAUGCUAGCACUUGGCAACAAAGGCGGUUUAACUGAAGCUAGCAUCGCGCGACAUAUUGUGAACGGUGUAAACGACAAUGAUUGAAAUGAUUUGAAGCGUAAAAUAUCAAAUGAAUACAAUCGGUGCCAAGACUUACUAAAAGAUAUCAUGAGUUAUAGCGUGUAUAAUGAUACCAACUGGUCAUCCAAAUCGAGAAACGCGUCAUACACAGUGAAACCUCAAACUCUAAAUUCGAAAAAUGUUCCAUUGUCAGUAAAUAACAGUAUUCAACGUUCGUUCAAUGAAACAAAUUGUUACAAUUGUGCCAAAUUCGGUCAUUACGCGAUUAAUUGCCCUGAACCACAGAAAAAACCAAGGUGUAGUAAAUGUCAACGUACGACACAUAAAACAGACGAGUGUCCCGAAAAGAAAAACGUGAAAGUAAAUAAAAUAUCAAAUAAUACUUGUAAAGCUCAUAAGCCUAAUGCAAAUAAUGUACAUAAAGAAAGUGUCAAUGAUGACCUUAUUUCCGAAAAUGUACUUCUCGGCAAAGAUGUACUAUGUGUUACAAAUACGCGGUUCAUAAUCGAAAGCGGUGAAUGUCGUGUUGAACAAACCCGUCAAAUUAAUUCCGUUGAAAAUUUGAAUAAAACUGAAAUCGAACAUUUUAAAAAUAUAAUGUAUAAACCCGUUAACAGUCUCGAAAAUAUUGUACGUCGUCAAGGUAGUCGCUUACAGCAUGUCAAUGCUUUAAGUCGAGCGCCUGAUCAACCUGCAAACGAAGUCAAUCCAGCAGGUUUUGUCAUUACAGUAUCCAGUAAUGACAACGACUGGCUUCUCACGACACAACUCCAAGAUGAAAAGUUACUCGAAAUUAUUAACGUCUUGAAGGGAAUCGUAACAUCACCAAAUGAUUUAACUCUAAAGGCUGAGUACCAGCUACGCAAUCAUCGUUUAUAUCGCAAGGAACCCGAUGGACCAAAAUUUGUGGUCCCAAAAGGGGUACGCUGGCGCAUUGUACAGUUCUGCCAUGACCAAGCAGAACAUACAGCGCUAGAAACGACUAUUCAACGUAUCAGACAGGCAUAUUGGUUUCCGAAAAUGAGAAAAUACGUUAAAAACUACAUAGCAGCAUGUAUUAAGUGUUGUUAUCAGAAACAACGCUCAGGCAAACCCGAACGUAUUAUGCAUUUUGAUUCUAUCAAGCCAAUUCCGUACCAUCGCAUUCAUCUGGAUCAUAUAGGUCCAUUUAAAUGUAAGCAAGCCGUAGUAAAGGUUUCCAAUGAAAGUGAAAAAUGGAAGCAGAGAUUCGAAAAACGUUACCAAAUGCCAAACAAGAAAUUUUGUUCCGUCUACGCAGCAGACAAAAAGAAACCUUGGCGUAGAAGCUAUCCUGAGUUAGAACCCGACGACGAAAUCGAUGACGAAAUCGAGGACGAUUUAGGUCAGGAAGGGCCGAGUUGUCACGCCACAAAAAUGCGCCUCUGAGCGUAUUUGCCACAAAAUACGUCUCUGAGUUGAUGUGACAGAAGAUACGACUCGGUGUGAGUUGUUCAAGUGAAGUCGAAGAGAAAGCGAACAUCGAAGACAGGUAAACUGCUGUAAAAUUAUACUAAUUUAUUCUUGUAUUCCUUUAUUAAUUGUUUUU
This is a messenger RNA of Bactrocera dorsalis (oriental fruit fly), 2669 nucleotides long. RefSeq lists its product as uncharacterized. Bases 1190 to 2509 code for a protein of 439 amino acids. Gene Ontology annotation, molecular function: zinc ion binding; nucleic acid binding. NCBI's taxonomy places the organism in Eukaryota, Metazoa, Arthropoda, Insecta, Diptera, Tephritidae. The record is from RefSeq and is a predicted model, not a curated record. The transcript has 2 exons.